Cyprinodon variegatus (sheepshead minnow) is the source of this 1289-nucleotide messenger RNA. RefSeq names its product RCC1 domain containing 1 (gene rccd1). Bases 76 to 1212 code for a protein of 378 amino acids. The record is from RefSeq and is a predicted model, not a curated record. Lineage: Eukaryota; Metazoa; Chordata; Actinopteri; Cyprinodontiformes; Cyprinodontidae. The transcript is spliced from 8 exons.
CGCAGUACUACCAAAGGGCUUUUUCCUGUUUAUUUCACUGUAGCCCUUUGAGGAAGCCGUAAGUUAACAGGUUUAAUGCGCUGGUUUGGGUUUGGCUUCAAUGCCUUUACUCAGACGUACGUGCAGGAGAAAUCCGGUGAAGAAGACAGCUGCAGCUCUGAGCGGGAAGUUAAAGUGAGUGUUCCUGUGGAGCUGCACAGCCAUGCGCUCAGAGGGAGAAUCAGCGCAAGUUGGAGCCGGACAGCAUCCUUGUUUUUAGAUCAGGAUCAGUGUGUAUACCUGGCUGGUUUCUGUGCGUCCAUCUCCAGCGGGUCCUCUGGUCCUGUCACUGUGGAUACAAGUGGCUGUAAAGAUGCAAUCAUCAGUGAAACGCAUCUUAGCCUUGCUUUCCCAGACAGAAUUGAAUCCUGGGAUCUUCAGAGCAAGAAUGAGGCUCCAUCAUGGAGAAUGGAGAUAAACACCCAGUCAGAGAACUCUGAUCUGAAGUUGCCAUUGGUACCAGGGGGGUACAUAUCCUCUAAAAGUCCAGUUUUCCACUCAUUGUCUUCUCACCUCCAAGCCAAGAGCCUUGCACUGGGUGGAGAGCAUGCUGUCCUCCUCACUGUUGCUGGAGCUGUGUAUACCUGGGGUCAGGGCAGCCACGGCCAGUUGGGACACGGAGGAUUAGUCCCUGAGGAGGAGCCCAGGACGGUGGAGGCUCUGUGGGGAAUGUCUAUGAGGUCUGUGGCUGCAGGAGGUUGGCACUCUAUCUGUAUUGGUGAUGGGGGUGACCUUUAUGUUUGGGGCUGGAAUGAAAGUGGUCAGCUUGGACUUCCAUCGCGAGGUCUGAGGAAGACCUCACAGCAGAAAACGGACCCACAAGAAGCAUUUUUAACAGAACCACCCAGCAAAGUCAGCACAUGUCUGGGUGAAGAGCUACAUGAAGAGGUGUUCAUCUCAAUUCAGGCAUUCCCAGCUCUGGUAGAUGUCAGUCCACCAUGUGAGAUCAGGACUGUCAGUUGUGGCUCCCGGCACACGGCUGCAGUGACGACAACAGGCUGUCUCUACACUUGGGGAUGGGGUGAAUACGGCCAGCUCGGACACCAAACAACCACCAGCUUAGACGAGCCUCAGUGUGUGGAGUUUUUCAGUAGCCAGAACCUGCAUGUUGUUGAUGUAGUUUGUGGGCCUUGGAACACGUUUACUGCAGCUGUCAAGAAGGAAGUACACUGAAAAAUGUCCCAGAAUUCCCCCCGUCAGCUCUGGCAGUGAACUUUGGACUGCAUGCCACAAAUAAAUACCUUUUAUGA